Messenger RNA from Penaeus chinensis, 525 nucleotides. RefSeq names its product zinc finger protein 271-like. The coding region runs from base 1 to 525 and encodes 174 amino acids. NCBI's taxonomy places the organism in Eukaryota, Metazoa, Arthropoda, Malacostraca, Decapoda, Penaeidae. The record is from RefSeq and is a predicted model, not a curated record. Gene Ontology annotation, cellular component: nucleus. Gene Ontology annotation, biological process: regulation of transcription by RNA polymerase II. The transcript is spliced from 6 exons. Gene Ontology annotation, molecular function: DNA-binding transcription activator activity, RNA polymerase II-specific; RNA polymerase II cis-regulatory region sequence-specific DNA binding.
AUGGUACAGGUAUACCCUUGGGUAAUCCAUAUAGUGAGACUGUGCUUUGCCCUUUCUGCAACUUGCACCCACCUUCAUACCCUCAUGCAGUGUCAUGGAAAUAUGUUCUCAGCCAGUGGAAGCCUUCUGGUGGGCCAGUGUCUCCUGAUGUAUUAUCAGUUACUUAAGUCUCCAGUUCCUUUCAGCUUUUGUUAUUUACAACGUUAUCUUAUGUCAUCUUUAGUCACCAAAAUUCAUAUGCGAGUCCACACAAAGGAGAAGCCAUACAGCUGUGAUAUUUGUAACAAUACUUUCUCGCAGAAAAAUCCAUAUGAGAAAUCGUUACUUAGUGCCACACGUUUCUUAUGGAGUAGUCACCUGGUGCAGCACAUGGUAAUACAUACAAAGGAAAAUCCAUAUCUCCACGUGGUUUCAAAUGAUGGCUUGUCACAGAAGGAGAAUUUUGUAUUACACGUGAGAUUACACAGAGAAGCUAUGAAGCUGCGAGGUUUCCCUAAUGAGUAUAAUGGAAGGAAUGAUACAUGA